AUGGCCACUGGGAAAACAGAAAAAGCCCGUCGGGAUAGACAAGGGGAUACAAGAGAUGCUAAUAUAAGGGUGAAAGGUGAAAAUUUUUAUAGGGAUGCGAAGAAGGUGAAAAAAGUUAAUAUGUACAAGGGUGGCAAGGCCGUCCGAAAUGCAAAGGGUGAAAUCGUUAAGGAGGCAUACCUACAACAGAGAACUGUUCCCACAGCUCGAGUUGAGUCUAAUAGACGAUGGUUUGGUAAUACGAGGGUUAUAGCUCAAGAUGCGUUAGCUCAUUUUAGAAAAGCCAUGGGUGAAAAAAGACAUGAUACGUACUCCGUUUUGUUGAAGCAGAAUAAGCUUCCAAUCUCACUAUUAGAUGACAGCGACUCUAAAGUGUCACCAUCGGCUAAAAUCUUGGACACGGAAUCUUAUGAACACACAUUUGGCCCCAACUCACGGAGAAAAAAACCAAAUGUUGCUGCUUCAUCAUUUUCUGAACUAGCUCAGCUCACUGAAAAAGAUCAACAGCAAUACGAGGAGAAGCAGAUUUUAAAGCCAACAUUAGGGCUUAUGGGAGGAUUUGAUGAAAAUGGAUAUACAAAGGAAGCUCGGGACAGAAUUUUUUCCAAAGGUCAGUCAAAAAGAAUUUGGAACGAAUUAUUUAAAGUGGUUGAUUCGUCAGACGUUGUUAUUGAAGUUUUGGAUGCCAGGGAUCCCAUGGGAACAAGAUGCAGCUCCGUUGAACAAUAUAUGCAAAAAGAAUGUCCACAUAAACAUUUAGUGCUUGUUCUUAAUAAGUGUGAUUUAGUUCCAACAUGGGUUGCGGCAGCGUGGGUUAAACACUUAUCUAAGGAUUUCCCUACAUUAGCGUUCCACGCAUCUAUUACUAAUUCAUUUGGUAAAGGAUCUUUAAUUCAGCUUUUGAGACAAUUUGCAUCUUUACAUACCGAUCGAAAACAGAUAUCUGUGGGUUUCAUAGGAUAUCCUAAUACAGGAAAGUCUAGCAUAAUUAAUACCCUUCGAAGGAAGAAGGUGUGCAAUGUUGCUCCAAUUCCAGGAGAAACAAAAGUCUGGCAAUAUAUUACACUCAUGAAACGUGUUUAUCUUAUUGAUAGUCCUGGUAUUGUUCCUCCUUCAUCUAAGGAUUCUGAAAGUGAUAUCCUUUUUCGCGGAGUUGUCAGGGUUGAGCAUGUCUCUCAUCCUGCACAGUAUAUGCCUGAACUUCUAAAAAGAGUUGAGAAAAAGCACUUAGAAAGAACAUAUGAACUGUCUGGAUGGAAUACAGCAGAAGAAUUCAUAGAAAAGUUGGCAAGAAAGUCUGGACGGUUACUAAAGGGUGCUGAACCUGAUAUGGAGGGUGUAUCGAGGCAAGUAAUCAAAGACUUCAAUAGAGGCAAGAUUCCAUGGUUUGUGCCGCCACCAGAAGACAAAGAAGAGUACAGAGGUGUUGAUAAAAAGGUAGGGUAUAAAAGGAAACGUGCUGAGAGAGAAGUUAGGGCAAAUGAUGGAGGAAAAUCGGUUGGCGUAGACACAAAAAUUGACAAAAACAGCGAACAGGAAGAUGCUUUGCCAGAUUCUAAAAAGUGCAGGACUGAAUAA
Molecule: messenger RNA, 1578 nt
Organism: Brettanomyces bruxellensis
Lineage: Eukaryota; Fungi; Ascomycota; Pichiomycetes; Pichiales; Pichiaceae
Gene: NOG2
Product: GTPase required for pre-60S ribosomal subunit nuclear export and maturation
Exons: 2
Coding region: 1-1578 (525 amino acids)
Cellular component (GO): nucleolus
Molecular function (GO): GTP binding
Source: RefSeq, a predicted model, not a curated record